Messenger RNA from Lasiodiplodia theobromae, 1278 nucleotides. Its product is annotated as Cytochrome P450. The record is from RefSeq and is a predicted model, not a curated record. Bases 1 to 1278 code for a protein of 425 amino acids. Gene Ontology annotation, molecular function: oxidoreductase activity, acting on paired donors, with incorporation or reduction of molecular oxygen; iron ion binding; monooxygenase activity. NCBI's taxonomy places the organism in Eukaryota, Fungi, Ascomycota, Dothideomycetes, Botryosphaeriales, Botryosphaeriaceae. The transcript has 5 exons.
AUGGCUGGCAAGAUCGAGCCUGGCAAAGUGUUCCGCGUCGCGCCGAACGAGCUAUCCUUCUGUUCAGUCGAGUCGUGGAAGGCCAUCUACGGGCACGUCUCGGCGCAGAGCCCAAAGCCGAUGGUCAAGAGCGAGUUCUACGACAUGUACGGAUCUGGCUACCGGUCGCUCUGCAUCGGCAGCGAGCGUGAUCCGGCGCGCCACCGCCGCAUGAAGCAGACGCUCACUGCCGCCUUCUCGACCAAGGCGCUGCUCGAGCAGGAGUCGAUCGUGCGGCACUGCGUGGAUGAGUUUGUCGAGGCCGUGGGCAAGGCCAGCGACGGCGUCGACGUGACAAAGUGGUUCGAAAUGCUCGCCUUCGACAUCCUCGGCGAGAUGGCGUUUGGGGAGAGCUUCAACUGCGUCAAAAACGGCAAACCGCACUUCUGGCAGGAGCUGAUCCUGGAGCACCUGUUCUUCGUCACGGUGCUGGACAACCUCAGGCGAUACCCCAUCGUGGCUCGCAUCGGGAAGCUGCUCCUCCCGCGGUUCACCGUGGCCAUUCGAGACAAGCACUCGGGAUACAGCAGGGACAAGGUCGCGAGACGGCUCGCAGCCGAGUCAACGCGCAAAGACUUCCUCAGCACUCUCGUGUCCAAGGUGCAGGUGGGGGAGCUGGACCGCGAAGAGCUGACGGCGCACUCGUCGACGCUGGUCAUCGCGGGCGGCGAGACGGUCGCCACCUUCCUGGCGGCGGUGACGUACUUCUUGCUGCGCACGCCGGCCGCGUACGACAAGCUGCGCGCCGAGAUCCGGGGCCGGUACGCGACGGCGGCCGACAUCGACGCGCUGACGGCCCAGCAGCUGCCGUACCUCAUGGCCGUCAUCGCCGAGGGGCUGCGCCUGUACCCGCCGGGCUCGCAGGGCUUCCCGCGCAUCAGCCCGGGCGCCGUCGUCGACGGCGUGUGGGUGCCGCGCGGCGCCGAGUGCUACACCAGUGCGUGGUCGCCGACGCACGACGAGGCCUACUUCCACGACCCCUUCGCCUUCAAGCCCGAGCGCUGGCUUGAUCCGAACUGCACCGACGUGAAGGAGGCGAGCCAGCCCUUCAGCCUCGGCCCGCGCGGCUGCCUGGGUCGCAACUUCGCGUACGUGGAGAUGAGCCUGACGCUUGCCACGCUGCACUUCCGCUAUGACCUCGAGCUGGUCGACGACAAGCUUGAUUGGCUGCAGUCGUCGCGCGUGCACGUCAUGUGGUGGAAGCCGGAGCUGCGGGUGCGCUUCAAGGAGCGCAACUGA